CACCACCAUCUCUUCUUCUCUUGUUACCGAGUACAAACUCGACGAGACGUUCCUUUCGAAUGAAGAGUAAAAACAUGUGAAUUGGAAAACGAUAAAUUUUCAACGCUCUCUAUAGACGAGUCCUACAGGAAGGGGGGGAAAAAAGGAAGAACCAUGAAAUACGUCCCUUCACCACAAGCGCUUAGGCUCCUUUCAGGUCUGGCGAGGGGUCAAACGUUCACCACCUCGACGGGUACGACCACACUCACAGGCACUACCUUUUUCAGACCUACUGCGGCGGCGACUACUUGGUUCCUCCGGACGAACCGCCACCGCCAAUUCCACUCUUCGACGCGACUCGAAAAGACCGAAACUCACGUCCUGUCGGACAUUGGAGAAGGGGUCAAGGAGGUACAAAUCAUACAGUGGUUCGUGGAGGAAGGGGCGCCCAUUGAAGAAUGGAGCCCUCUGUGCGAGGUCCAGAGUGACAAGGCGUCGGUCGAGAUCACGUCCAAGUACACGGGGGUCAUCAAGAAACUACACUUUGGCCAGGACGCCGUGGUGCAGGUGGGAGACCCUCUCUUGGACAUUGAGGUCGAGGGCGGUGACGACGCCGAACCUGUCGCUGAAGGAGAAGGAGAGAGCAUAGACCAUGAACCGCCGAAAGAUGCCGGUGAGACUACAGUAGACCCAGAACAGGCCGCAGAGGGCGGUGGUGGUGGUGCUGCCCAGGUGACACAAGAAGCAUCACGAUCAGGAGGCCAGGUAGCCGUCACAACACCCAAAACGCCUCCUGGAAAGCACGCCUCUCUUGCGACUCCGGCGGUGAGAGGGCUCUUGAAGGAACACGGUCUGGCCAUAGAAGACAUUACGGGCACUGGCAAGGACGGUAGAGUCCUCAAGGAGGACGUAUACAAGCAUCUCGAGACGUCUUCGACGUCGUCUCCUGCCUCGGCUUCGACCUCGACACCAUCCAACAAGCCAACCGUCGACGCCGUACAGACAGAGACGCCACAAAAACUCUCACCCGUACAGUCUGCCAUGUUCAAGAGUAUGACCGGUUCUCUUUCGAUACCUCAUUUCUUGUAUUCUGACACCAUUGACAUUUCAAAUCUAUCGGCCAUGCGGACCCGACUGAACUCGACACGAAAUCCUGACACUCCGAAACUUACAUAUAUGCCCUUCAUCAUCAAGGCCGUCUCGCUCGCGUUGAACCAGUACCCCUUACUCAACGCCCGUUUGGACCUCAGCAGCGAAGGUACAGGCAAGCCGCAGCUCAUCAUGAGGAAUGUACACAACAUCGGCGUGGCAAUGGACACACCGAAUGGUUUGAUUGUUCCAGUCAUCAAGAACGUGAACGCUCGAUCGAUUGCAGGCAUAGCCCAGGAAGUUCAGCGUCUCGCGGCACUCGGUCAGGCGGGGAAAUUGAGCCAGGCCGACCUCACAGGCGGCACGAUCACUGUCAGCAACAUAGGCAACAUCGGUGGGGAGACGGUAGCCCCUGUGAUUGUUGAGGGACAGUUGGCGAUUAUGGGCAUUGGCAAGAUCAAGACGAUACCUGUUUUUGCAGAGGACGGUGUUUCUGUGCGUCCUGCACAAGUCGUCAGUAUGAGUUGGAGUGCGGACCACAGGGUCAUCGACGGAGCUACCAUGGCUCGAAUGGCCACCGUGGUCCAGAGAUACCUCGAGGAGCCAGGGAGUAUGAUUGUUGACAUGAGUUAGUGACAAUCUCUGGGAUACACCCUGCUUGAGGCGGGAUAGGAGAGACACCGUGCAUUUGUCUGGUUGUCACAUACUAGGUCUUUUGAGACUCAACACUGCACUGUGGGCCAUGUCGAUGCCCCAAGCUUGAAACAUUGAAUAGUCGUCCAUCAAUGGACCCUUUCUCAGGGGCCUUACGCCUUCCGUUUAAGAUAGAAAGACGUGAAUAUGAUUGUUCUCAGGCCUAUUAUUGGGUCC
Messenger RNA from Exophiala oligosperma, 1938 nucleotides. RefSeq lists its product as uncharacterized. The transcript has a single exon. Lineage: Eukaryota; Fungi; Ascomycota; Eurotiomycetes; Chaetothyriales; Herpotrichiellaceae. Bases 154 to 1701 code for a protein of 515 amino acids. Gene Ontology annotation, molecular function: acetyltransferase activity; lipoic acid binding. The record is from RefSeq and is a predicted model, not a curated record. Gene Ontology annotation, cellular component: cytoplasm; mitochondrion.